AUGUCCCUCCCAACCGAACACAAAGUCUGGGUGCUCGCCAACCCGCCCGCAGCCUACGUCCAGCCCGACACGUUCGCGCUCGAGACCCGGGCCCUGCCUCCCGUGGCCGACGACCAGGUCCUCGUCAAGAUCAAGUAUCUCUCCAACGACCCUAUCGUGCGCACACUUAUUAGCGCUGCCAUCCCGCGCGGCGGGACCAUUGCGACCUCGGGACUCGCCGAGGUGGUCGCGUCCAAGUCGGCCGCGUACGCGCCCGGCGACCUCGUGUCGGGCCGUUUCGACUGGGGCGACUACGCCGUCGUCCCCGCCACCGCCCUCACGGGCAAGGCCAUCGAGCUGCCCGGCAAGCCGUACGCGUCGCUGAGCGUGCUGGGCCUGGGCUCGCUGACCGCCUAUUUCGGCGUGUUUGACCAACUCAAGGUCGCCGCCGACGACGUCGUGGUCGUCUCCAGCGCCGCCGGGUCGGUCGGCUCGGCGGCGAUCCAGUUCGCCAAGCACGUCGCAGGCGCCAAACGCGUCGUGGGCAUUGCGGGCGGCGCGGACAAGUGCGCGUGGGUCAAGUCGCUCGGCGCCGACGACUGCAUCGACUACAAGAGCCCCGACUUCCGCGAGCGGCUCGCGGCGGCCGUCCCGGACAAGAUUGACAAAGUGUUUGAAAACGUCGGCGGCGAGGUCCUCGACACCAUCCUCCCGCUCAUGAAGCCCCACGGCCAAAUCGCCGUCUGCGGCCUGCUGUCGUCGUACAACGGCCAGCAGCAGGUGUUCAACAACUUGCUCCAGGUCAUCUCGCUCCGGAUCGACGUGCGCGGGUUUACAGUGAUGGAUUUCGUGCCCCGCUGGGCGGAGACGGCCCAGAAGGUCGCCCAGUUUGUCAAGGACGGUAAAGUGUCUGCCACGGAUACCGAGACCGUCGUGACCGCGACCGUCGACGAGAUCCCGCAGACUUGGGCGCUGCUGUUUACCGGCAAGAGCCGCGGAAAGCUGCUCACCCAGCUCGAGUAG
Apiotrichum porosum is the source of this 1002-nucleotide messenger RNA. RefSeq lists its product as uncharacterized. The record is from RefSeq and is a predicted model, not a curated record. NCBI's taxonomy places the organism in Eukaryota, Fungi, Basidiomycota, Tremellomycetes, Trichosporonales, Trichosporonaceae. The transcript has a single exon. Gene Ontology annotation, molecular function: oxidoreductase activity, acting on the CH-CH group of donors, NAD or NADP as acceptor. The coding region runs from base 1 to 1002 and encodes 333 amino acids.